AUGGCCUCCAAGCGGCUGAUUCACAUCGCCGACCAUCUACAUGGGGUUGUGUCUUCCUUGAAAAACACCUUGACGAACAAGGGUACUAGUACCAGCGCCAUGUCCGAAAGCGAUAAGGGCGUCGACCACUCGAAAGUGGAUUGGACAACAGCCAAGAUACCCUCAUUCGACGCGUUGCCCGCGUUUAAGAAUCUCCCUGGUUGUGCUUGGGGAGUAUGGGGACCUGACGAUCAGCUGGGGACCGUCAACCUAUUGACGGACGAGGUUGUCAAAAGGGCGGCAGCUGAGGAGGUCAAACUUGGGACGGGAGUGUCGCUUAACUGGCCGCUAAAUUUCCCGGAGAAGCCCGUAUUCAAGAGGAAGGCACCUGAAGUCAAUCAAAUUGUCCGUCUGGCUGUCGGAAUCCGCGACGAUGAAAUCCAUAUUAACUCGCAGUCUGGGACCCAAUGGGAUGGUUUGCGGCACUUUCCGAUUCUUGAACAUGGGGUUUACUACAACAAGUUAAGACCUUGCUCCCAGUCUGCUGUCAUAUUAACACGCACCAGCACGCCCAUCGAUGCACUUCCCAGCGGCAUCCACCCCUUUCCCAACCCGCACGAAAUUCAUCCGGAACAUGGCAAGAUUGGAAUCCAGAACUGGGCUACGCACGGAAUUUGCGGGCGAGGCGUACUCCUCGACCUUGUCUCAUAUCAAACUUCGCUAUCGGCAGACAAGAAGACUUUGCCAUACGACCCGUGGUCGACCCAUGCCAUUACCGUAGAACACCUUGAGGCCUGUGCGGCGGCACAGGGAGUCAAAUUCAGGCGAGGAGAUAUACUGCUGUUGCGAGUCGGGUUCAUCAAGAGAUAUUACGAGGCUUCACAAGCGGAGCGCGAGGAGUUAGGAACCAAGGAGGAGGCAUUUGCGGGCAUUCAGCAGUCAGAGGGCAUGAAGCGAUUCCUAUGGGAUAACCAUUUCGCGGCGAUAGCAUCGGAUCAGCCCGCACUAGAGUGCUGGCCACCGCCAGCCGGGCCAUCGCAUCUUCAUCAGACACUUCUUGGGCUAUGGGGAAUGCCCAUCGGCGAGUUUUUUGAUCUGGAGAAAUUGGCCCAAGUCGCAGCUGAAACGGGCCGCUAUACAUUUUUCUUUUCCUCUUGGCCACUAAACAUUAUCGGUGGAUGCGCUUCUCCUCCUAAUGCGGCCGCCCUUUUCUGA
This is a messenger RNA of Mycena indigotica, 1194 nucleotides long. Its product is annotated as Serine/threonine protein kinase PRP4. Lineage: Eukaryota; Fungi; Basidiomycota; Agaricomycetes; Agaricales; Mycenaceae. The transcript is spliced from 13 exons. The coding region runs from base 1 to 1194 and encodes 397 amino acids. The record is from RefSeq and is a predicted model, not a curated record. Gene Ontology annotation, molecular function: arylformamidase activity.